Messenger RNA from Prunus armeniaca (apricot), 960 nucleotides. The record is from the annotation of a GenBank genome assembly. NCBI's taxonomy places the organism in Eukaryota, Viridiplantae, Streptophyta, Magnoliopsida, Rosales, Rosaceae.
AUGCCGUUUUGUCUGUCCUUACCUAACUCUCGUAUCAGUCCACUCCUCCGACACGCCCCUCCGAUUCGUUGCCAGUCCGCACGUGUCGUCAUCGCCGGCGAGUUAAACAUGGCCGCCAACUCACUCCGAGUCGCCGCCGCUCAGAUGACCUCUAUCAACGACCUCGCCGCCAACUUCGCCACCUGCUCUGGCCUCGUCAAAGAAGCAGCUGCCGCUGGAGCAAAAUUGAUAUGCUUUCCAGAAAGCUUCUCCUUUAUUGGUGCCAAAGAUGGGGAUAGUCUCAAAAUAGCACAACCUUUGGACGGUCCAAUUUUGCAACAGUACUGCUCUCUAGCAAGAGAAUCUGGGAUUUGGUUGUCUCUUGGAGGGUUCCAAGAAAAGGCGUCUGAUGAUGAACAUUUGUUUAACACCCAUGUUGUGGUUGAUGAUGCUGGGAACAUCAGAAGCACUUACAGAAAGAUUCACUUGUUUGAUGUGGAUAUUCCUGGUGGAAGGGCAUACAAUGAAGGCAGCUUUACAGAACCAGGGAAGAAUGUUGUUGCAACAGAUAGCCCGAUUGGACGCUUGGGUUUGACGGUUUGCUAUGACCUGAGAUUCCCAGAGCUUUACCAGCAGCUCAGGUUCCAACAUGAGGCACAGGUUCUAUUGGUCCCUGCAGCCUUCACAAAAGUAACUGGCCUGGCACACUGGGAGAUACUUCUACGUGCUCGUGCAAUUGAAACUCAAUGCUAUGUCAUAGCUGCAGCACAAGCUGGACAGCAUAAUGAUAAAAGAGAAAGCCACGGCGAAACUUUAAUUAUUGAUCCAUGGGGAGCAGUUGUUGGCAGACUGCCUGAUCGACUGUCAACAGGGAUUGCUAUAGCUGAUAUUGAUCUCUCCUUGAUCGAUUCAGUGAGAGAAAAGAUGCCAAUCGCCAAGCACCGGAAGCCUAUUGAGUUCUGGAAAUCUGCAUCUCUAUGA